This is a messenger RNA of Ectocarpus sp. CCAP 1310/34, 1287 nucleotides long. Lineage: Eukaryota; Phaeophyceae; Ectocarpales; Ectocarpaceae. The record is from the annotation of a GenBank genome assembly.
AUGGGCCUACGGGGGAGGGGUAGUGGGGCGACCAAGGGGCGAAGGGUUCUAAUAAACCGAUUGGAGGAGGCUGGGGUUUUCCGCUGGCUGGGGACCAAUUCACCGCGCAGGGUUUGGUGGUUGGCUUAUAGGGGGAAGGACGCGACACGACCCAGGUUUGAGGACAGAGGAGAAGAUAACUUGUGCGAGCCGGCCGGGAGCGGGGCUGAGGAACACGUUGGGACUGAGAGAUACCAACCCGGCCUUACGCCGGACGAACAACAAGAAGAAGAGCUUCCGGAGAACACGAAACGGAGGGUGGCGUGGGUUCGGAGCGACGCGAUGCACGCGAUGGUGUCCACUCCAACAUGGGGGUACUUCUUGAACUUGUUCGAGUUGUCAAGACUCCUAGAUCUACCAGCGGAUGAUCUUCGCGCCGUGCUGCAGCCUCCAUGUGCCCGAAAGUCUGCGAUCGAGCAUGAACUGUUCCUCUCGACGUUCGGCAUUUCCCGGGGGUGUCAUGACGGGAAGCCCGCCUGGCAUUUGCUUGGAUGUGGGCACGCCGUCGCGCUAGGGGAAGAUGCGUGCAUGGAACUUCUGAGCAGGCCACCCCAGGCCGUUUUUAGGAGUGCGAUGAAGCGAAGAGAACCAAACGCCGGUAUUCCCUGGACUGUCGGCUGCGAGGCAGAGACACCUCUACUCCUAAAUGCACAUCGCCUUUCUUUAGAUGUAGAGAGGUCCCUGCAAUGUAGAAACUGCAAACCUAACUGCCCAAUCAAUGGGCCACGUCAUAGUUGGGAGUUCAUGCGGGGCGAGUCCGAGGCGACGGAAAUCCUAGGGGUAGACGCCGAGCUCAGAGUCAACUUUGAGUGCGUCAAUUGCCACUCGAUACACCUUGGGGUGCCUUUCCCUGCGAAGGGGGUGGGUUCUGAAGUCCAAUCGUGGUCGAUGGCGGAUGAGGUUGUGCGUGGGACUUUUGAUAGUAUCUCCAGUUGGCUUCGGGUACGUGCAGUAUCCCCCAGAAAGGCAAACAGCAUAGCGUCUCGUAGUAGAGAUGCUUCGCCACAUGAAGCCGCUGCGGAGGGGGAGGCCGCCGCUCGUUCAGUGGCUCCGAGCAGCGUGGAGGAGGAAGAAUCCGUCGGAUCCAGGGACGUGGACGAGGCGACGGUGGGGCGUGAGGGGGGGAUGCAAGGGGCACCCACAUCCAGAGAAGGGGACGGGGGCACAGAAGCAGACAAUGGGGCGGCUAUUAGUCGUGCUUCGGCGACGUUGCUGAAAGGCAAGAAUCCGGCGACACCGCGACUGUGA